This is a messenger RNA of Trichosurus vulpecula (common brushtail), 2033 nucleotides long. It is a transcript of the gene FKRP, whose product is annotated as fukutin related protein. The transcript is spliced from 4 exons. Lineage: Eukaryota; Metazoa; Chordata; Mammalia; Diprotodontia; Phalangeridae. Bases 384 to 1880 code for a protein of 498 amino acids. The record is from RefSeq and is a predicted model, not a curated record. Gene Ontology annotation, cellular component: Golgi apparatus. Gene Ontology annotation, biological process: protein O-linked glycosylation via mannose.
GGGAGAAGAUUGGAGGAGGGGGUCCUAAUUAGGAAUAAUGGUUGCUGUGGUAACAGGCAGUUCUUCUCAGUCUCGUUUAAGGUGUCCAGACCCACUGGGGAUGGGAUGCUGUGUUUGGGGAGAGCUUAUGGGCUUGCAGUUGGGAGGAGGGAGCAGGAAAAGCAGUCAGCCUUGGGGAUUUCUAUACAUCUCUCUCCUAAAAAAGGGACAGAAGGCCUGUCAAGGGAACAGGGAGUGUGUGUAGUGGUAACAGAAGCAGCGCUGAAUUGGAAGCAGACUGGGCGGUUUUGCUGCCUCUCAGGCCUCAGUUUCCUCCUCCGUAGAAUGAGGGGUUUGGACUAGGCUGCCAGGAUCCUGGGGCUAGCCCUACUUCUGAAAGCCAGAUGCGUCUUACCCGAUGCCAGGUCGCGCUGGCGGCCGCUAUUACCCUCAACCUCCUUGUCUUCUUCUAUGUGUCGCGGCUGCAGCAGCAGCGCCGGCGGGGGGGCCGGGCAGCCCGGCCCCCCCGACUCUCCCACUCAGCCCCAGACCCUCGGGUCACCGUGCUCAUCCGGGAAUUUGAAGCCUUUGACAAUGCUGUACCCGAGGUGGUGGCCUCCUUCCUGCAUCAUGACCCUACCCAGCCCAUCGUGGUGGCUGCUGACACUCUCCCCUACCCACCCCUGGCCCUGCCUGCUGUUCCCAAUGUCCGGCUGGCCCUGCUUCAGCCUUCCCUAGAUCGGCCAGCUGCUGCUUCCCAGCCUGAGACUUACGUGGACACAGAGUUUGUGGCCCUGGUGCCUGAUGGGACGAGGGCAGAGUCCCCCGGGCAGCUCCAGCGCAUGGCAGAGGAGCUGAAAAACACCCAUGCCCGACUGGUGGCUGCACCUGUGGCAACAGCAAACCCCCCCCACUGUCUGGCACUGGAGGUCAAUCUGCGUGAGUGGACAGCCAGCUAUGGCCCAGCCCCAGACCCCCCCUUCUGCGAUGCCCUGGAUGGAGAGGUAGUGGUGGUAGUCAGGACACGGGAUCUCUUUAACCUCUCCGUGCCCCUCGCCCGGCCCAUGAGCACCAGCCUCUUCCUUCAAACGUCCGUCCGAGGCUGGUCUGUGCGCCUCCUAGACCUGCCCUUUGCCCCUGCCCGGCAGCCUCCCUUGGCUACAGCCCACGCCCGCUGGAAGGCUGAGAAGGAAAGCCGUGCCAGGCGUGAUGCACUCCUGCGGACUCUGGGCAUGCGGCUGGUCAGCUGGGAGGGUGGGAGGCAGGAGUGGUUUGGCUGUGGAAAGGAGACAGCCAGGUGCUUUGAUACGGUGGUGGGUGACACCCCUUCCUACCUCUAUGAGGGCCGCUGGACGCCCCCCUGCUGCCUGCAGGCCCUUCGCGAGACCGCCCGGCACGUCAUCGGAGUCCUCGAGGCUGCCCGGGUCCGCUACUGGCUGGAAGGGGGGAGCCUGCUGGGAGCAGUGAGACACGGCGACAUCAUCCCAUGGGACUAUGACGUUGACCUCGGCAUCUACCUCGAGGACGUGGCCAACUGCGAACAGCUGCGGGGGGCUGAGGUCGGCUCGGUGGUGGACGAGCGAGGUUUCGUGUGGGAGAAGGCCGUAGAGGGAGACUUCUUCCGGGUCCAGUACAGUGAGACCAACCACCUCCACGUGGAUUUGUGGCCCUUCUACCCCCGGAAUGGCGUCAUGACCAAGGACACAUGGCUCGACCAUCGCCAGGAUGUGGAGUUCCCCGAGCACUUCCUCCACCCGCUGGUGCCACUUCAGUUUGCGGGCUUCUUGGCCCAGGCCCCCAACAACUACCGCCGCUUCUUGGAGCUCAAGUUUGGGCCCGGCGCCAUCGAGAACCCGGAGUACCCCAACCCAGCUCUCAAGAGCCUCGCAGGCAGCGGGUGACGUGGUGAGGAGUUGGUGGCUGCUCCACACCAGGAGCCAUCUCUCCAUCCUGCAUGGAGAAGAUCGAGGCUGUCCAGGAAUGCCGGGGGUCAUGGGGAGGGGUAUUCAGCAAGGGUAGCAAUAAAAGACUCCCUGCUACUGGGCUGGCCCAGA